GAAUCUUUAACAACAUACAGCAUGAAAUCAAUCCUCAUGAACAAUGGCUGUUCUAUUCCUAUGAUUGGUCUUGGUACAUGGAAUAGUCCACCUGAUGAAGUCGGUGCAGCAGUGCAUAAAGCAUUAACCAUUGGUUAUCGUCAUUUAGAUUGUGCUUAUAUUUAUAAAAAUGAAAAUGAAAUUGGGUUGACUUUAGAAAAUUCUAUGCAAAGUUUGAAAUUAAAUAGAGAUGAUUUAUUUAUUACAUCUAAAUUAUGGCAUACAGGACAUCGUCCAGAAAAUGUUAAACCAUUUUGUGAAAUAUCAUUAAAAAAUUUACGAUUAAAUUAUUUCGAUUUAUACUUGAUACAUUCUCCAGUAUCUUUUAAGGCUGGCACUGUUGAUUUUCCUACUGAUGAAAAUAAUAACCCACUGUUUGAUACAGUUCCACUUGAAGAAACUUGGAAGGCAAUGGAAAACCUGGUUGAUGAAGGUUUAGUCAAAUCAAUUGGUCUUUCGAACUUCAAUAAACGACAAAUUGAAACUAUACUCAAACAUUGUCGUAUUAAGCCAGCAAAUUUACAAGUGGAGAUUCAUGCUAAUUUUCCUAAUACAAAAUUAGUUGAAUAUGCUCAAUCGGUUGGUAUAACUGUAACUGCUUAUGCUCCACUUGGUUCACCUGCUCGUUCACCUUUAUCAGCAAAUUUACUCACUGCACCAUGGAUAAUGGCCAUGGCAGAAAAACACAACAAAACACCAGCACAAAUUUUAUUACGUUAUUUAAUUCAACGUGAUAUUAUUGUUGUGCCAAAAUCAGUUACUAAUGAUAGAAUAGUAGAAAAUUUUCAGGUUUGUUUAUUAUUAUGA
This is a messenger RNA of Schistosoma turkestanicum, 846 nucleotides long. Lineage: Eukaryota; Metazoa; Platyhelminthes; Trematoda; Strigeidida; Schistosomatidae. The record is from the annotation of a GenBank genome assembly.